Messenger RNA from Bombyx mori (domestic silkworm), 3107 nucleotides. RefSeq names its product zinc finger protein 454. The transcript is spliced from 10 exons. The coding region runs from base 125 to 1558 and encodes 477 amino acids. NCBI's taxonomy places the organism in Eukaryota, Metazoa, Arthropoda, Insecta, Lepidoptera, Bombycidae. The record is from RefSeq and is a predicted model, not a curated record.
AUUGAUAGACACCUGUCAUUUACAAUUUUACAUAAGGACGUUCUUAGACAUAAAUAAACAUUUUUAUAGAAAACUUUAAUUUAUCAGUACUGAAGAUUUAUUCGCAACUUUCUAAACGCUUAAAAUGGACGAAUCACCAGAAAUCUUGUUAAGAAAAUUAUGCUGUACAUGUUUGAGCAAAGAUCGUAAACUUGUUCAAUUGACGAAGAUAAAAGACGGUGUAAAUAAUCUAUAUUCGUUAUUAUCCAUUGAUUCUGAGGCCUAUCAAGAAUGCUUCUACAGGGAAAUAAUGAGUUUGUUCGUAUGUUGGGAAUGCAAUGCAUUUAUACGAAGAUUGAAGUUAUUCAGGCAAAGAGCUUGCAGUGCCCAGAGGCUACUCACGGACAUAUUGGAUGGAAAAAUUGAUUUUCAAAAACAGAAAUCGCUUUCAAGUUUAAGAGUGAAUGAAAAUCUAAACAUAAUAAGUGAAAGGUAUCCGGAGGAAUGUGAAGAAUUUAUAAAUGAAGAACACUGUAUUUCAGAAUUGAACUUAGAUAAUAUGCCUCUGAAAGAUUUGAAAGGAUAUUUGAGGAGAAAGAAAUGUGGUGGAAGUAACAAACCUAGCAUCAGGAAUUUAGACGAGAAAUGCAAAAAUCAACCCUACGAUAAUCAAUGUUCGAAGAGUACUUGCAAUGUUAGUGCUUGUAUGAUGGAGUCGAAGAGAGAAGUGAACUCUGAAGGGAGUAGUAACAAUGGUGUACAGUACAAUGAGACACCAUCCAACAAUAGAUCAGUGAAAACGUCCAAGAGGAAAUUAAUCCGAACGAAGAAAGACGCGAUUAAGAAAAGUAAUUUUCAAUGCAAAUUCUGCGAGAUGUCUUUUGAGACGAAGCGGCUGAGGGUCGGGCACUCGAGGCGAGCCCACGCCGAGGGUCUGGCCUGCUCCGUCUGCGGGAAACGCUACCCGUCCAAGUACAGCCUGCUGCAGCACGAGAGACUCCAUCGUGGUCCUUUGCCGAGAGAGGAAUGUGGGGUCUGUCACAAAAUGAUCCGCGUGGAUCUGGUCAAAGCUCACGCUCGCAUUCACGAGGACAGACAGAGUUAUGAGUGUUUGAAAUGCGAUAAGAAGUAUGUCAGUAAGGCGUCCUAUGAAAAUCAUUUGAAAUUCAGCCGAGCGCACGCGGUCGUCGAUGUAUUGAAGUACAAGUGUUCUGUGUGUGAGAAAGGCUAUAGAUCCAAGGGGGAGCUCCGCGAUCAUGUAAAUUAUCAGCACUUGGGUCAGAGUCAACACAGCUGUCCAAUUUGUCAAAAGCCAUUAGCUACGCGUCGUUGCAUAACGAGACACAUCCGUCGCGCCCAUCAGAACAUAAAGGAGAACCUUCGAGAUAAAAUGUGUCAGAAAUGCGGGAAGGCUUUUCGGUACAAGAAGUCUUUGAGGGAGCACGAGCUGAUACAUACAGGCGAAAAGCCGCUGGUCUGCGGCGAGUGUGGCCGAAGAUUCAGGCAGGGGGCAGCCCUAUACACGCACUGCAGACGCGUGCAUCAGAACACACACGACAGAGCCAGACCGACGGCCUAAUUAAACUAGCCUCUCUAAUAGGGGACCACACUUGAAUCUGCCUGUACUUUUGUUCCCUACCUAUGCUGAUAGCCUUGAGAGGGUAUAUCAGCUUCGCCCUAACGUGUAGGUGAGCUCACGGGGCUAAAACCGGAGUGGAGAUAACACUGACCCUAGCAAGAGCAGUGCCUCGCAGAGUCUACCACCGGAUCGGGAACGUGACCCACUUAGAAGAUUCGGUAACUCAGUGGGCUGUGUUUGUGGGUGUGCCAGUAAAAUGAUCUUGGGCUUAAAAUACUGACGAUUCCUAUGCAGCUUCGGAUGGCAGCUUUCUUCGGACUUUGGUAGUUAGAGUCCUCGUACCGGGAAGUUCGGUUGCGUGAAGACGACGCGAAAGCGGUCAUUGCUGUGAACAGUGAGGGCUUUAAGAGGAAGCUGCGGAAUGUGGCAGGAUUGAUCUGUCAGAGUCAAAGGAUUGUAGGAGUGGGUAAUAUCGGUUUUGCCGCGUAUCGAAUCGUAUCUAUAUAUCGAGGAUCAAUAUCGGAUAUUGAAUCUAUAUAUUUUCUGAAUCUAUAUAUUGAUGGAUGCUAGUAGAUUUUCUCGAUUCAUGAUAUUUGAGAUUUGAAACGAUACGGUUGGUUUUCUGAUAUCAAUUUAUAAUAUGAUCUUAAAGUAAUAAAAAGAACAUGAAUAUAAAAAAAUCAAAAAAACUUUCCUUCAUGCUUUUACCAGGCUUAGGACUGGCUACAUUAUUUUCAGUUUUUAGUAUUUUGUGUCUUAAUUUAAAAUUACAAAAUAUACCAAAAGAGUGUAGAUUUCAAAAGUUUAAUACAAACACAAGAAAUAAACUCAAUUAUUUGGAUUCAACUAAAAAUAGAAAAAUGUGUACUUUAAAAAUCAAACACAAAAAACUUUUAAGUAUUUAUAAACACUUGUCCAAAAAUUUUAGUUCAAGGUCAAAGCGCGUGAAAUUAAAUUCAACGAUGCAAAUAGGCUAUACUGCAUUCAAGUUAGGGUCGAAAGUUGAAACUUCUUUCCUAAAUUGUAUCCUGCUGAUACGCUAAGAAUAAUCUACAGACAUAUGGACUUAAAAUAUAUAAGGUUUACAAUUGUAUGGAUAAUGCCUGUUUCUGUUUCAUUCAUCACAUGAUAUCUCUAUCGUGCGCUCACUCACUCUGGCCGAUUCGAUACGAACCAAACGAAUAUUGCUGAUAUUAACGAAUCGGUACGAUAUGCCGAUGCGCAUCACAUCGAGCAAUAUCGUGUAUCGGCUGAUAUCGAAAUAUAGAUUUCGAUUCACGAAUCGGUACGAUAUGGCGAUGCGCAUCACAUCGAGCAAUAUCGUGUAUCGGCUGAUAUCGAUAUAUAGAUUUCGUGCGGGGCGAUAUCGGAUUCAACGAUAUUGCUGCGAUAUAUAGAUAUUGAAUCUAUAUACGAUUUAUAUCACCCACUCCUAAAGGAUUGACGAAGAUAUGACCUUACGGAUAUAACUUCAAUAGUGUUACCACGGAAAUUGUCUCCGUAACGUCGGUAAUAGUAAAAUGGAAAUAAAAAUUCAAUCAAGAAUUAA